Notodromas monacha is the source of this 1344-nucleotide messenger RNA. The record is from the annotation of a GenBank genome assembly. Lineage: Eukaryota; Metazoa; Arthropoda; Ostracoda; Podocopida; Cyprididae.
UGACGUACUAUAGCAGUGAACAAUCAAAAAGACGAUUAGUGCUCCAUAAAAAAUGGCAAUGAGCGACGGUUCGUGUCUUGUUCGGGUGCAAGACUCCAAGGACUUCGUCGCCAGAUGUCUGAUGGCUGUUGGUACGAAAGAAGAACACGCUCGUCUGCACGCGGAUGUUUUACUAGCGGGAGAUUCGAGUAUCGCAUUUCUCCUUCUGCACAUCAGAGGUCACUUCAGCCACGGCAUCAACCGCCUGGGUCUGUACGUGAACGACGUGAAGGGCAAUUUGUGCGACGGCAACGCCGUCCCCACCGUCCUCCACGAGACGGCCUCAACAGCCCACGUCAACGGCAACAACGGCCUGGGCUCCGUCACCGGCAAGUUCUGCAUGGAACUCGCCAUCAAAAAGGCCAAGGAAACGGGCGUCGCUUGGGUCGCUGCCAAACACUCGAACCACUUCGGCAUCGCCGGCUUCUACACGGAAAUGGCGAUGGAGUCCGGGCUGCUGGGAUGGUCCAUGACGAACGGAUCCCCGUUCGUGGUGCCCACGAGGGCUAAAAAGGCCGCCCUCAGCACGAACCCGAUCGCAGUGGGUGUGCAGGGAGAAGGAGAAGGCAACAAGUUUUUGUUGGACAUGGCCACGUCCGCUGUGGCUAUCGGGAAGGUCGAGGUGCAGUCCAGGAAGGGAGAGAAGAUCCCCGAGGGCUGGGGCAUGGACAAGGACGGGAAUUCAACGACUGACCCGGAUAAGGUCAUCAAUGGAGGCUUCUUGAUGCCGCUCGGAGGUGCGGAACAAACGAGCGGGUACAAGGGAUACGGACUCGGCCUCAUGGUGGACAUCCUAUGCGGUGUACUCGCUGGUGGAACUUUUGGACCCAAGGCAAAGAAAUGGAUGUCUGGAGAAGGCAUCGGGAACUAUUGUCACUCUUUCAUGGCACUGGAUCCAAAGCGCUUCAACCCGAACUUUGACGGAGACCUCAGCGAAUUGCUGCACACCAUCAAGGGACUGGACUCGGCAGAAGGACCUUCUAAACCAAUCCUAAUCCCAGGGGAGCCCGAGUGGCAAAAAAUCGCAGCCACUGAAGGCAGGGGCGGGAUCCUGUACCCACAAAAGGUUCUGGACAUGUGCAAAGGCCUGGCUGAACAACUUGGCGUUGACCCAAUGAUCGUGACGUCGUCGUGAAAUGCCGAGAAAAUCGCCACAUCAGCGUGACGCAGAGAAUCUGACCAUCAACCCGCGAUUUCUUAUUCAAACAAUCAAAACUGGACCAAUUGAAAUCUACGCAAAAAAAUGCUGCUUUUUUGGACCCUGUGGAUUUAAUUCCGGAAUAAAUGCUCAGAUUUGGGAAUCGA